AUGAGCCGGGGCGCGGGCGCGCUUCAGCGCCGGACAACGACCUACCUCAUCUCGCUGACCCUGGUCAAGCUCGAGUCGGUGCCUCCGCCGCCGCCUUCUCCGUCUGCGGCCGCAGCUGGUGCCCCGGGGACCAGAGGUACCGAGACCAGGGAUCCUGGUAGCCCCCGAGGCGCGGAGGAGCCGGGCAAGAAGCGGCACGAGCGUCUCUUCCACCGGCAGGAUGCGCUGUGGAUCAGCACGAGCAGCGCGGGCGCCGGGGGCACCGAGCCCCCCGCCCUGUCCCCGGCUCCGGCCAGUCCGGCCCGCCCCGUCUCCCCGGCUCCCGGCCGCCGCCUCUCCCUCUGGGCCGCCCCUCCCGGGCCCCCACUCUCCGGGGGGCUGAGUCCCGACCCUAAGCCCGGGGGCGCCCCCACCUCCUCCCGGCGCCCCCUGCUCAGCAGCCCGAGCUGGGGAGGUCCGGAACCCGAAGGCCGGGCGGGCGGCGGCGUCCCCGGUUCUUCCUCCCCGCACCCCGGCACCGGCAGCCGGAGGCUCAAGGUGGCGCCUCCUCCGCCGGCUCCCAAGCCUUGCAAGACCGUGACCACCAGUGGCGCCAAAGCCGGCGGGGGCAAAGGCACCGGUAGCCGCCUGUCAUGGCCCGAAAGCGAGGGCAAGCCCAGGGUCAAGGGGUCAAAGAGCAGCACCGGGACUGGAGCUUCUGCCGCUGCUGCUGCUGUCACCGCCGCCGCCGCCGGGGGAGGGGGAGCGGCAGCCACGACCGCAGGUGGGGUCGGGGCUGGGCCCGGAGCCCGCGGGAAGUUGUCCCCUCGGAAAGGCAAAAGUAAGACCUUGGACAACAGUGACUUGCACCCGGGACCGCCUGCUGGCUCUCCUCCUCCACUAACCGUCCCAGCAACCCUGGCUCCAGCCGCUGCUGUCACCGCCGCCUCCGCGCUGCCCACUGGGCCUGCACCUCCAAUCACUCUGGAGCCUCCAGCUCCCGGGCUGAAACGGGGCCGGGAGGGGGGCCGAGCAUCCACUCGAGAUCGCAAGAUGCUCAAGUUUAUCAGCGGCAUCUUUACCAAGAGCACGGGGGGCCCUCCUGGCUCCGGACCUCCUCCCGGACCCCCGGUCCUGUCUUCUGGCAGCGGGUCUAGGGAGCUGCUGGGUGCAGAGCUCCGCGCUUCCCCUAAAGCUGUGGUCAAUAGCCAGGAAUGGACUUUGAGCCGCUCCAUUCCUGAACUGCGCCUGGGUGUGCUGGGUGAUGCCAGGAGUGGGAAGUCAUCGCUCAUCCACCGAUUCCUGACCGGUUCAUACCAGGUGCUGGAGAAGACAGAGAGUGAGCAGCACAAGAAAGAAAUGUUAGUGGAUGGACAGACUCAUCUGGUGUUGAUCCGAGAGGAAGCUGGGGCACCUGAUACCAAGUUCUCAGGCUGGGCAGAUGCUGUGAUCUUCGUCUUCAGCCUGGAGGAUGAGAACAGUUUCCAGGCCGUGAGCCGUCUUCAUGGGCAGCUGAGCUCCCUUCGGGGGGAGGGACGAGGAGGCCUGGCCCUGGCAUUGGUGGGGACACAAGACCGGAUCAGUGCUUCCUCCCCUCGGGUUGUGGGCGAUGCUCGUGCCAGGGCUCUGUGUGCCGAUAUGAAGCGCUGCAGCUACUAUGAGACUUGUGCGACCUAUGGGCUCAACGUGGACCGGGUCUUCCAAGAGGUGGCCCAGAAGGUGGUGACCUUGCGCAAACAGCAACAGCUUCUGGCUGCCUGCAAGUCCCUGCCCAGCUCCCCCAGCCACUCAGCUGCUUCCACUCCUGUAGCUGGGCAGGCUAGUAACGGGGGCCACACUAGCGAUUACUCUUCUUCCCUCCCAUCCUCACCCAAUGUUGGUCACCGGGAGCUCCGAGCUGAGGCAGCUGCCGUGGCUGGAUUGAGCACCCCAGGGUCCCUGCACCGGGCAGCCAAGCGCAGGACCAGCCUUUUUGCGAAUCGUCGGGGCAGUGACUCUGAGAAGCGGAGCUUGGACAGUCGGGGAGAGACAACGGGGAGUGGGCGAGCCAUCCCCAUCAAACAGAGCUUCCUACUAAAGCGAAGUGGCAACUCCUUGAACAAAGAAUGGAAGAAGAAAUAUGUGACCCUGUCCAGUAAUGGCUUCCUACUCUACCAUCCCAGCAUUAAUGAUUACAUCCACAGUACCCAUGGCAAGGAGAUGGACUUGCUACGAACAACAGUCAAAGUCCCCGGCAAGCGGCCGCCACGGGCCAUCUCUGCCUUUGGCCCCUCAGCCAGCAUCAAUGGGCUGGUGAAGGACAUGAGCACUGUCCAGAUGGGGGAAGGCCCUGAAGCCACCACUCCUACCCCAAGCCCGAGCCCCAGCCCCAGUUCCCUGCAGCCACCACCAGACCAGACAUCUAAGCACCUGCUGAAGCCAGACCGGAAUUUGGCCCGAGCGCUCAGCACCGACUGUACCCCAUCUGGAGACCUGAGCCCCCUGAGUCGGGAACCCCCUCCUUCUCCCAUGGUGAAGAAGCAGAGGAGGAAAAAGUUGACAACACCGUCUAAAACUGAAGGCUCGGCUGGGCAGGCUGAAGCCAAGCGCAAAAUGUGGAAACUAAAAUCCUUUGGUAGUUUAAGAAAUAUUUAUAAAGCAGAGGAAAACUUCGAGUUCCUGAUCGUGUCCAGCACUGGUCAGACGUGGCACUUUGAGGCAGCCAGUUUUGAGGAGCGGGACGCCUGGGUUCAGGCCAUCGAAAGUCAGAUUCUAGCCAGUCUGCAAUGCUGUGAGAGCAGCAAGGUCAAGCUGCGCACAGAUAGCCAAAGCGAAGCCGUGGCCAUCCAGGCGAUCCGGAACGCCAAGGGGAACUCUAUCUGCGUGGACUGCGGGGCCCCCAACCCCACGUGGGCCAGCUUGAACUUGGGCGCACUCAUCUGCAUCGAGUGUUCUGGCAUUCACCGGAACCUGGGCACACACCUGUCCCGCGUUCGCUCGCUCGACUUGGACGACUGGCCGCGGGAGCUGACCCUGGUGCUGACAGCCAUUGGCAACGACAUGGCCAAUCGCGUGUGGGAGAGUGACACGCGGGGCCGUGCCAAACCCACGCGGGACUCUUCGCGGGAGGAGCGUGAGUCAUGGAUUCGCGCCAAGUACGAGCAGCUGCUGUUCCUGGCGCCGCUGGGCACUUCCGAGGAGCCGCUGGGCUGCCAGCUGUGGGCCGCGGUGCAGGCCCAGGACGUGGCCGCCGUUCUCCUGCUUCUGGCCCAUGCGCGACACGGGCCGCUCGACACCAGCCCAGAGGAUCCGCAGCUUCGCUCUCCACUUCACCUGGCGGCCGAACUCGCCCACGUCGUCAUCACGCAACUGCUGCUAUGGUACGGCGCCGACGUGUCCGCCCGCGACGCGCAGGGCCGCACGGCGCUGUUCUACGCCCGCCAGGCUGGCAGCCAGCUGUGCGCCGACAUCCUCCUCCAGCACGGCUGCCCGGGUGAGGGCGGCAGCACAGCCACCACCCCCAGCGCGGCCACCACCCCCAGCAUUACCGCCACGCCCAGCCCCCGUCGCCGGAGCAGCGCCGCCAGCGUGGGCCGAGCCGACGCCCCCGUCGCGCUGGUAUAGUUGCGCCGCCGGAGAGACACCCCCUACCCCACCACGGGCCGGGCACGACCACACUGGGUGGACCGCUGGACAGAUGCACCCACUCACCUCUCCAAUCCGCACCCCGUCCCAUGGGAGCGCUUCUUAACCCCCCCCCAAGAGGGCACAGCCCCCACGCCUCCCAGAAGACACAAACUCACCUCCCUCUCCCCAACGAGGCAUGGAGACCCCAUCUUGACACGCCCCCUCUCCACUGUUUGCACCCUCGGAUUGCUCUGGGUCUACCCUCUGGGUGUUGGCGGCAGGGGACGCCCCCGUCGCGGUCCCUGCUCCUGGCAGUUUGGAUGUGCCCGCUCGCGCCCCCUAGGGGUGGGGGAAAAGACCCAGUCCUGCCUGUGCUCGACAGUCCCACGGCGCGCGAGCACUUACCCAGGCUGGCUCCUGGGGCGACGUCACGCCACAGGGAGGUGUUAGUAAGUGGGAGGGCUAGCCCUGGGACUUGAGGCCAAUAAGGGGGACCCUACCCUUUCUAUGCUAAUCUCACUGCCCAGUGAAGGGGGAAGGGCAGCGAGGGGCAGGACCCCUGCUGCCCAUGGGGGUAGGGGGUCCCCAACCCUUUCCGUGAAAGGGACCAUGAGGAGUGGAAAUCAGGACGUUCCCCCCACAUCCACCCAUGGAUGGAAGCUAGAGGGUCGGGGGAGCCUAAAGCCUGGGUCCCUCCUCACUACCAUCUCGGGAGGGAGAAGGGAUGGAGCAGGAGCGGGC
Lagenorhynchus albirostris (white-beaked dolphin) is the source of this 4326-nucleotide messenger RNA. RefSeq names its product ArfGAP with GTPase domain, ankyrin repeat and PH domain 2 (gene AGAP2). Gene Ontology annotation, cellular component: nucleus. The coding region runs from base 1 to 3582 and encodes 1193 amino acids. Lineage: Eukaryota; Metazoa; Chordata; Mammalia; Artiodactyla; Delphinidae. The record is from RefSeq and is a predicted model, not a curated record. Gene Ontology annotation, molecular function: GTPase activator activity; GTP binding; protein binding. The transcript is spliced from 19 exons.